Cladophialophora bantiana CBS 173.52 is the source of this 1776-nucleotide messenger RNA. RefSeq lists its product as uncharacterized. Gene Ontology annotation, molecular function: phosphoprotein phosphatase activity. The record is from RefSeq and is a predicted model, not a curated record. NCBI's taxonomy places the organism in Eukaryota, Fungi, Ascomycota, Eurotiomycetes, Chaetothyriales, Herpotrichiellaceae. The coding region runs from base 1 to 1776 and encodes 591 amino acids. The transcript is spliced from 2 exons.
AUGCUAAGACGUGCAGCAUUGCCUCUCUUGAGGCCGCGAUACAUCUGGCCUCUGGUUCCGCAAGCUUUGCCGCAGAUUCAGUUGCGAUGCUAUUCCAAAGGAGAUCGACCUACUAGGGACGCAGAUUAUAAGAUUCCCGGAACAUCAAAGGACUCGCCGCAUCAAAAGGAACCCCUGCGAAAAGUCCCUUUUGUUCAACCUGCUCAGGCACCGAACGCCGAAACUCCCUCAGACUCCGCACCUACCAGUCCAUCAGUUUCGUCUCCGAAACAGCAGAUUCCUCCCCAACGUCCGCCCUUCGGUGCCGAUCCCGCUCGAGAUCUUGACGAUGUCUCAGCAUCAGUAGCCCAAGCAAGUAAAAGAUCUUUGAGGGAAGAAGGACAACAGCGGGAAUUGAAGGAUGAGCCAGCCGUACCCCAACCAGAAAACGUUGCUGCAGAACAAGAGCAGGAAGCACAGGGCCAACCACAGCAACCUCUACCCGACCUGACCAAGGGCAUUCCGUCGACGUUGGACGCGGAGCUUCGUGCUGCCAGGUCGAAACAAACUCAUCACCCCCCGAGCCUCAACAUCACUGAGGACCCCUCGGAAGAGCUACCAAGCGGAGCGCGGGGACGAGAUCGUGGCGACAUCCCUCGGGAAGAAUACGUCUCUUCUAGCGACCGAAAGAAGAACGCGGCCUUCAGAUACAUGUAUAUUAUCUUGGGGUUGGGCUCCGUCGGCUUCUCCGUCUAUUUGGGGCGUAACUGGGAAAACGAAGAGGAGGAGAAGAAACACCCUGAUGCCCCGUCAGGUUGGGGCUUCAGACCUUUCUACAACAGAAUUAGUGCUCGCCUGUCUUCAACACUGAGUUAUUACCGAGAUCCCGUCACGACGAAACUUCUGCCAGAUGAGGACCCCGACCCCAACUUCCGAUAUCCUUUUGUUCUCGUUAUAAGCUUGGAGGACAUGCUCGUCCAUUCUGAGUGGACGCGGGAGAAGGGCUGGCGGAUAGCCAAGCGACCGGGAGUGGAUUACUUUCUGCGAUACCUCUCAAGCUACUAUGAACUAGUCCUCUUUACCAGUCAGCCGAUGGCAGUGGUGGAACAGGUGCUUCGAAAGUUGGAUCCUUAUUCCAUGAUUCGAUGGCCCUUGUUUCGCGAAGCCACAGUAUACAAAGACGGUGGUUAUGUCAAGGACCUCUCAUAUCUCAACCGAGACCUGAAGAAAGUGCUCAUCAUGGACACUGAUCCUCAUCAUGUGAAGCAUCAGCCUGAAAACGCCAUCAUCCUGCCCAAGUGGAACGGCGACCCCAAAGACCAGACGCUGAUUCAAUUCAUUCCGUUCCUGGAAUAUCUGGCCACAAUGGGAUUUGACGAUGUACGAGAAGUCUUGAAGUCAUUCGAAGGAACGUAUAUACCUGCUGAGUUCGCCCGAAGAGAGAAACUCCUUCGGGCCAAGUUUGAGGCCGAAGAAGCAGAAAAGCGCAAGAAGCGACCCAAAAAGAGUCUGGGAAAACUCUCGUCCAUGCUGGGAUUGUCGAGCCCUGAAGGAGCGCACGGCUCCGAUGAGGGGAUGUCCGAGGGUAAGAUGCUUUGGGAUCAAAUCAGGGAGCGCGGUCAAAGACAAUACAUGGAACUGGAGAAGAAAAUUCAAGAGGAAGGUGCAAAGUUUCUAGCCGAACGAGAGGCGGAAGAGAAGAGAUUCCAAGAAGAGGCGUACAACAGCAUGAAGCCCAGUAAUUGGUUUUCAGGUCUGUCGGGCGGCAAAAAAGCAGAGGAAGCAGAGCAGAAGUGA